AUGCCUGCGAGUGCCGAAUCUUUGAAGAGAAAGCGCAGAUGUUUCAAAGCCAAAUUAACCAAAUUGAAUAAUUGGCUGAAGGGUGAGGAUGUCAAAACUGCACUCUUGGAAACACUCGACAUGAAACUUGUAGACCUCAUCGCCAAAUACUCUGAGUGGGAAAGUGACCAGACACAUCUCUUAUUGUUAGAUGCAGCCCACGAAGAAGAACAUUUCAACGAAGGUGAAAAUAUCAUGGAAAGCUAUUUCAAAACUGCUGAUGAAUUGAAAAACAUAAUCAAUCAGAGAUCAGCUCAGUCUACAUCAUCAGCUCGUCCAAAUAAUUCCCAUGAUUCCGAGGAUCGACUUCACUCAACUACUGCUAAACUGCCCGAACUCACAUUGUCUAAAUUCGAUGGUAGUUUUGAGAAGUUCCGGAGUUUCUGCGAUGAAUUCAAAGCUGCCAUUCACGAUAACAGGAAGAUCCAGAAGGUAACUAAAUUUCAAUAUUUCAAAUCCUGCCUCACUGGCGAAGCCCACGAUCCCAUCAAGGAUUUGGACAUCACGGAAGAGAACUACGACAUUGCCUGGAAUCUCGUCGAACAAAACUACAACAACCCUCGUUUAAUUCUUCGACGCCAUUGUACAAUCCUAUUAGAUAUGUACAAAAACAAAGACUCUUCUCGCACGCUCCUCUCAAUCGUCAAUGCUGUCCGUUCACAAUUACGGCCAUUGGACUCUCUGGCAAACAAAGAAGAACAGUACAAUGCAUUCCUCAUCACAAUCAUCUUACGUGUCCCGAGUGAUGAAGUAAUAUAUGAAUGGGAAAGAGAUUUAGUUGACAACAAAAUGCCAAAUGUCAACGAACUUCUCGACUUCUUACAACGUCGUGGGUUAUGUGUGAAGUCUACUGAAUCUGCAAGAACUGUAAGAGCCAAAGAAGUUGUCGAAAAAUCCAAUUCAAAGGGUAAUUCGAAGAAAAAGAAAUCUCAAUCAUCCGCUACCUCUGCAACGAAUUCUGCAGCUGUCCAGAAGAGUACGCCAGUUACGCAAGUAUUUCACGCCAACGUCCAGAGAAAGUGUCCUGUUUGCCAGAGUGAUCACAAUAUUUAUCAAUGUCCUAAGUUCCAAGAGAUGGAGCAACAGCAAAGAUAUAAAUUUGCUCUUAAUGAUAAUCGCUGUCUCAACUGCUUAGGAAAAGGACAUGGUUACAACACUUGUGCAUCAGGCAAAUGCUCAAUCUGCGGGAAAAAACAUCACACGAUGCUACAUCGACAUAGCGGAGGAGGCACUUCAACAUCAGCUGAUCCAGAGGUACUCCAAACAGCCUCCAAUCCUCAAGGCAUAUCCAAUUGA
Diachasma alloeum is the source of this 1335-nucleotide messenger RNA. RefSeq lists its product as uncharacterized. The transcript has a single exon. NCBI's taxonomy places the organism in Eukaryota, Metazoa, Arthropoda, Insecta, Hymenoptera, Braconidae. The record is from RefSeq and is a predicted model, not a curated record. Bases 1 to 1335 code for a protein of 444 amino acids.